AAAUUUAACUUUUAUAAAGCAACAUGGCAAAAGUUAUGCAUAUGAAAUCACAAAUCACAACUUGUUCGGGGCAUAGUGAAAAGAGAAGUGAACCAAUCGGGGUGUCAAGAAAAACAGGCGUUGCUCUGUGUAAGUAGUAAGCUUGUUGGUCCAUCAAUGGAGCAGGAGGGUUUUAGCAGACAAAGACUCGAAGAUGAGCCUCUCAAAGUCCUCGAAUUCUACAGUGGCAUCGGCGGCAUGAGAUAUUCGCUCAUGAAAUCUGGGGUUAACGCAGAAGUUGUUCAAGCUUUUGAAAUUAAUGAUAUUGCAAAUGAUGUUUACCAGCAUAAUUUUGGGCAUCGCCCAUUUCAGGGUAACAUUCAAAGUUUGAGUGCAGCUGAUCUUGAUAAAUAUCAAGCACAUGUUUGGCUCCUUUCCCCGCCAUGUCAACCUUAUACGAGACAAGGCCUCCAAAGGGACUCAAGUGAUGCUCGGGCAUUUUCCUUCCUAAACAUUCUUGAGCUUAUACCUCAGCUGUCCAGUGCUCCACUCAUGCUUUUCGUAGAAAAUGUUGUGGGGUUUGAGACAUCUGAUACUCAUUACAAGAUGAUUGCAGUAUUGGCAAAAACAGGUUAUCUUACUCAGGAGUUCAUUUUAAGCCCAUUGCAAUUUGGAGUGCCGUAUUCCAGGCCACGCUACUUUUGUCUGGCGAAAAGGAAUCCUUCAUGUUUUCAAUAUCCAAGUUUUAAUAAUAAACUGCUUUACACACCAAGUGCAUUGUUUGGAACUGAUGAUGAGUUGACAAGCAAUGCACCUCAGCAAUUACCGGAGAGCCAGGAUUGUGUGUUCAUGUCUUGUGAGCCUGUACAUAUGUUUCUCGAAUUUGACAAUUACAGUAAUCAAGAUACAACACAAUCAGGAUGUUCGGAUGAUGUAAAUUGUUCUCCCAGUUCAUGUAAAUCUGCUCAAAGGUGGGACAUAAAGGUUGGGUCUGAUGGCAACUCGAUGGAUCAGUAUUCUGUUCCUCUGAGCUUGAUAGAAAGGUGGGGAAGUGCUAUGGAUAUUGUAUAUCCGGAUUCAAAGCGAUGCUGUUGUUUUACGAAGAGCUAUUAUCGUUAUGUCAAGGGUACUGGCUCCCUUUUGGCAACAAUCCAACCAAAGGUGAAGGGUAAAGAAUCUUCAUUAGAGAGCCAGGGCCUUAGAUAUUUCACCCCGAGAGAGGUUGCCAACCUGCAUUCUUUUCCGAAGGAGUUUUCCUUUCCCGAGCAUGUAAGCCUCAGGCAACGUUAUGCGAUGCUUGGUAACAGUUUGAGCAUAGCAGUAGUUGCUCCCCUGAUCAAAUACUUGUUUGCUGAUUCAUCUUGACGAUCAACUAUGGUAGCACCACAUCAGUAAUCUGAACUAACUGCAUCACCCAGCCUCGGUGUGGGAGAUGCAUAUAAUUCUACUGGCACUCAAUCUGAGAUCGAAAUGCAUGUGUGGUAUUAUGACAAUGCUGAAGGAAGCAAGCUAGAUGCUAGAAGGUUGAGAUUACCAUAGAAUUACCUGUUGGGGUGUAUGAUUUUGAUGGGUACCUGAAAUACUAUAGAAUCAGUCUGCUUCCAUGGCAAUGUAACCCUUUGUAUAAGUGAAUCGUGUAAUCCAAUUUUGUAGCUGUCGACAAUUUUUAAUGAUCUUUUAAUUACACUUGCAUAGUUUCAUAAUUUUGAAUUAAUUAAGUACUUCGUCUGGUUUAAAUA
Molecule: messenger RNA, 1718 nt
Organism: Chenopodium quinoa (quinoa)
Lineage: Eukaryota; Viridiplantae; Streptophyta; Magnoliopsida; Caryophyllales; Amaranthaceae
Product: tRNA (cytosine(38)-C(5))-methyltransferase-like
Exons: 10
Coding region: 157-1344 (395 amino acids)
Molecular function (GO): methyltransferase activity
Source: RefSeq, a predicted model, not a curated record